AUGAAACGGAAAGAGAUAGAUCUGGUGAGUGGUAGGGGUGAAGAUCCCACCGUCGAUUGGGUGAAGAAGAAAGAUCCCACCGUCGAUUGUGUGGAGAUUAACACCGAUGAAAUGGUGUUCCGGUGGUCGGAGAAUACCAAGUCAGCUUUGCUGUAUCAAAUAGGCAGUGUUGAUUCAGUGGUGGUGCCUGCAACCAAUUGCUAUGUUCUUGACAACUCUAGUCACGUUUAUGAUUUUAGUAACUGGAAUGGGCAUCUGUUUGAGUAUGAUGGAGGGAGUACUGACUGUGCGAUUCGGUUCUGUAAAGAUGUGGAAACGAGAUCACAAUCGGGAUAUGUAUGUUUUGGCAAAUUUGAGGGCUUCAACUAUUUUGUUGCCGGUUCAGAACGUUAUAAUUUUGUUCAAAAGUUUUACAAUGGUGAUCUUCAACACUGUGAAACAAGUCAUGACAAAAGGGGGCGUACGGCUCAGGUAAGCAUCUGCAGAAGUUAACAUUUAGUCUAGUAUAUUCAGAGUUUAUUCAUUGAUAUGGUUUGUGUUGUUUUUGACUACCUACU
Molecule: messenger RNA, 557 nt
Organism: Helianthus annuus (common sunflower)
Lineage: Eukaryota; Viridiplantae; Streptophyta; Magnoliopsida; Asterales; Asteraceae
Exons: 7
Coding region: 1-492 (163 amino acids)
Source: RefSeq, a predicted model, not a curated record